Malus domestica (apple) is the source of this 820-nucleotide messenger RNA. The record is from RefSeq and is a predicted model, not a curated record. Lineage: Eukaryota; Viridiplantae; Streptophyta; Magnoliopsida; Rosales; Rosaceae.
AUGGGGGCAUGGGAUAAGCCGAACAGCAUAGGAGGAGCUGGACUGAUUAUCCGAGACGCGGCUGGGGAGUUUAUUGCUGCCAUGGCGAUGCAACUGGAGGGGAUUACAUCGGCUCUAAUGGCUGAAAAUGUUGCCCCAAUUCCGAAGCCUGGAGAUGUUGGAGCUCGUUUAGCGAUUAGAAUAUCAGGAGACCAAGCUGCAAUUUUGGGUUGUGGGUUCUUUGGAGCUCAAGACACCCUUCACGAUGAUAGGGGCCGCCAUUACUUCAAGGAUUGCUACAUCCAGGGCUCCAUUGAUUUCAUCUUUGGCAAUGGAAGAUCAUUAUAUGAGAAUUGUCAGUUGAUUUCGAUGUCAAACCCAGAGUUGACCCUAGGAACAAAGAGUAUAAACGGCGCGGUUACAGCGCACGGCAGAGCUUCCAAGGAUGAAAACACUGGCUAUGCAUUUGUCAACUGCUUUAUUGGAGGGACUGGAAGAGUAUGGCUGGGUCGAGCAUGGAGGCCUUUCUCUCGAGUGGUUUUUGCCAGCACAACAAUGACUGAUAUUAUAGCUCCUGAAGGGUGGAAUGACUUCAAUGAUCCAACAAGAGACCAGACUAUAUUCUAUGGAGAAUACAAUAACUCAGGUGCGGGAGCAAAUAUGAGCUUGCGUGCGCCUUACGUACAGAAGCUGAAUGACACACAAGCUUCUCUUUUUCUUAAUGUGUCUUUCAUUGACGGGGGAGAUUGGUUGCAAUCAGUCAUUGAUUAGACUCUAUAUUGGGCCUUUUUUCUUAUCUCUUCCAAUGUAAUAUCGUGAUUAAAUUGUUUGUUCUCGUCAA